Molecule: messenger RNA, 859 nt
Organism: Asterias rubens (European starfish)
Lineage: Eukaryota; Metazoa; Echinodermata; Asteroidea; Forcipulatida; Asteriidae
Product: biogenesis of lysosome-related organelles complex 1 subunit 4-like
Exons: 5
Coding region: 34-597 (187 amino acids)
Cellular component (GO): BLOC-1 complex
Source: RefSeq, a predicted model, not a curated record
AAGGGGAGCAAAACAUCAACAACAGAAAGCAAAAUGGCGAGUUCUGUGACAUCGGAAACUUUUGAUACCGAAGAAGAUAAAACAACCGAUGAAGAUAAAACAACUGAGGACAUUUUAGAAGAAACAGCAAGGGAUUUUGCUGGAUAUGUCCUGGUCGACCCUCAAAGAGAGAAGCAGCAACUGGAUGACAAAAUUGAGGCAAUGCUGACUCGACUAGAUGAAUUCUGUGCAGUGGUGGACAUGAUCCGCACAGAUUCUUCUUUAUCAUUGAACAGAAGUCUUCCAGGUAUCCAUGAGAAAGCUCAAGAAAUCAAACAAAUAUUCACUAAGAUUGACCAACUUGAGGAAUUUGUAAGUGUUGUUCGUACAAACGUCACUGCUAUGGAAGAACAGGUGAAUGAAGUAGAGAAGGAACAAGGCACUCUCCAUUCCAUCAAGAACUUACUCAGUUCACUUCCCGUCUUCACUCAGAAAAGAGGGGCAUCCCCUAAGCAGCCACUCAAGUAUGAAGCCCUGGAGAUCUUCAAGACGAGCGAUUAUCUCAAGAAAGAUGAAGAAUCAAUACAACCACCUGAUGUUCUUGAAGACAACACGUGAUAUUCAUUAUGAAUAUUCGGAUUGCCAGAGUAAAUGACUGUAGUAAUGUUUUAAGGUGCUGCUUUGAUAAACAUACCUGAUCUUGGAAUUGAAGUGUAUCAUGAAGAGAAGCCAGUGAGAGUUUGUGUGAUGAUAAUUAGCCGAUGCUGGUUUUAUACUUGAUUAUGAAAAUUAAGUAAGCAAAUUGAUUACAGUGUUAAAGACAGUGGACACCAAAUAGUGUCCACUGUCUUUAACACUGUAAUCAACCAAUAUUGGUAAU